Messenger RNA from Dentiscutata erythropus, 684 nucleotides. The record is from the annotation of a GenBank genome assembly. Lineage: Eukaryota; Fungi; Glomeromycota; Glomeromycetes; Diversisporales; Gigasporaceae.
AAGUUAAAGGGUCAUAGUAAUUCACAAUUUUCGGGGGUUAUACUUUUUGGACUCGAUCUAAAAUGUUUAGAAAAACGUCGAAACCUAGAUCAAAACUUUAAAGCUCAAUCACGAAAAAAACCAUUUAAUGAACUUCAAUCUGAAUCACAAAAAAAUAAACGCCUCAAAGCCUUGGCUUAUGAUAUUCGUGAUGAGGUUGAGUCUGCAAUCCAACUACAUAACUUUCAUGAUACUGUAUUGAAAUCUAUAGAGCUAGAUGUAAAUGAGUUACAUGUUAAUUUUCAAAAUUUGGAAUCUGAAAAAUAUCAAUCAAAUCAAUUUUUAGAUUCAAUUGUUUGCGCAUGCGAUAAGUUGUUAAUUUCUCGUAACGCAUAUUGCCAGCUAGCAGCUAUUAUGCCCGAAAUGGAGUGUGAAUAUAAAAUUGAGAGGCGUCGACAAGAAAUAACAAAGAUUAUGGAUAAUAAAAUUCCAAUUCACACGGCUCAAGUUAAUUCUUUAAAUGGAGCUUACAGAUCACUUAAAGAUAUUUUGUUUAUUUUAAUAUCUAAAUUAGCAUACAGAAAAUCACCAGUUUUACAAUUAGGGGAUGUUAUUCAUGUUAAGUUAAGUGGAGAUGGAAGGCAAGUGGGCAAGCACCAUAAUCACGUAAUGGUAACUGCGUGUAUAUUAAAUGAGCAUGAUAUG